Messenger RNA from Cordyceps militaris CM01, 774 nucleotides. Its product is annotated as Protein kinase-like domain. The transcript has a single exon. The record is from RefSeq and is a predicted model, not a curated record. NCBI's taxonomy places the organism in Eukaryota, Fungi, Ascomycota, Sordariomycetes, Hypocreales, Cordycipitaceae. The coding region runs from base 1 to 774 and encodes 257 amino acids.
AUGGCCCAGAGAGUUACAAAAGAGGAAAUUGAAAACGGCCAAAGGCUGUCUCGAUUCUCACCCGUUUUCAAAAUUAACCCGACAACCGUCGUCAAGACUGCCCGAAUCGUUCGAAUGGCUGAAGCCGCAACUAUGAAGUUCGUGCUCGAGAAUACUAGCAUCCCGGUACCUGCAGUCCAUAACGCUUAUAUCGACGAAACUACCGGGCAUGUUGUCAUUAUCAUGGAUUUUAUAGAGGGCGAAAAUCUUGACAAAGCGUGGGUCAACUAUACUGAACCCGAGCGUCAGUCAGUCAUCGUCCAAUUACAAGACUACAUGUCCCAACUUCGCAGCUUUAAAGGCAGCUUUAUUGGCUGCAUUGAUGGCACACCUUGUCAAGAUCAAUAUUUUUUUAGCGAAAAAGAAGACUACGGGCCAUACCAGACAGAGCAUGAAUUUAACCAAGGUAUCGUCAACCUUAUGAGGAAACAAGGACCGCACGCCUUUAUUGCAUGGCGGUGUGAUGUCUGGAAGGAUGUUAUGAAAGACCACAACAUCGUGUUGACGCAUAAUGACUUUGACCCAAGAAACAUCCUUGUCCAGGGCGCCAAAGUUGUGGCUAUCUUGGAUUGGGAGUUUUCGGGAUUUUACCCUGAAUACUGGGAAUAUUGCAAAGCGGUAUCGUGCCCAGACUGGGAGCAUCCGUGGAGCCGAAGUCGUGCAAUCGAUCAGAUUCUGAGGCCAUACUACAAGGAAAUUUCUGUAUUCUGGAAUUCUGGCGAUGUUAUACAUUAA